Cokeromyces recurvatus is the source of this 183-nucleotide messenger RNA. RefSeq lists its product as uncharacterized. The record is from RefSeq and is a predicted model, not a curated record. Lineage: Eukaryota; Fungi; Mucoromycota; Mucoromycetes; Mucorales; Mucoraceae. The coding region runs from base 1 to 183 and encodes 60 amino acids. The transcript has a single exon.
AUGAGGGAAGAGGGUAUGUCUGUAGCAAAAGCAGCUGAGAAGUGUAUGAUUCCACGUAGCACUGUUUAUAAACUUCUAAAAGGAUAUAAAGAGAGGCCUGGCCCUGUUUUACUAGAAACCAAGUCAAAGGGGCGUAAUAGAGAUACACCUCCCAAAUUCGUUCCUGAACAUACAACCUUUUGA